CCAGACCCAGCCGAACCGGGCCCAGUAAACCCAGACCCAGCAGACCCGAACUCUCUUGACCCAGACCCAACCGAACCGGGCUCAGUUGACCCUGAUCCAGCAGACCCGAACUCCCUUGACCCAGCAGAACCCGGUCCAAUAGACCCUGACCCAGCACACCCAGUAGACCCUAAGCUCACGUAGACCUAGCAGAGCUCGUGUCACGCUCCUGCCACGAUGCAGAGCACGACCACCGCCUGCCUGCGACUUGUGUUGCUGGUGUCGUUAGUCUGCAUCUCUGCUGCUGGUUCUCCGGCGCCAGGUGCACAAGAUUCUUCAAUGGGUGCGCCAGGACCGCCGGGAACAUCUGGGCCAUCUGGAACGUCGAGCACCAUUCGCUGCUAUCCAGUUAAUUUGGCAAAUGACUCGUUGCCAUUAACGAGCGCUUUUCUCGUCAUCUCGGUGAUGGUUAAGGUUCCCCAUGAUGGUGACUGGGUAGAAUACUUCGAUGAGGAGCACUGGCUCAACCACCCUGUCGAGCCGGGGAAAGAGGAAAACAGUCGGACAUUCCUCACCCUGAAUUUCACUAACUACACAAUUGAAGCAAAACUGCGUGCGUCGGGCGAGCUGGAGAUCGCGCUCCCCUCAGGUGUUCAUAAGCCCCUAACCCUCUUCCCGGUCACCAAAUGGUUGAGGCUUCUUAUCGCUCUGGACUUGCUUAAUUCUCAGGUUCAAGUCCGAGUGGGCCGAAAUACCGAGUUGGAAAUAUUUCCAAUGUUUGAUCUCGCUGGGAAUUCAACAGAAGAAUUCGAUGGAGAAAAGGAAGAGGAAGAGGGCGAUGAAGAAGUGUCGUCUUCAUCUGGCAUGAUGAACGCCGGGCCAAUUAAUAUGUAUUCUACAAUAUGGCAGUUAAAUCCUCGAGAAGUUUGUCGUGAGGAGACCACGUGGGUGUACCUAAAGCAAAUGCAACUUUACUUGGCAGAUAAUUUCGAUUCAUUGUUACCCUGUGAGUCUCAUAUAAAUGGAACUUCCUUAUUAAGCCAUGACGUUGCUGACAAAGAACCCUUGAGUGUUCUUUGCAAGGAUGAGAGUACCUUGAUUAAAUUAGAAUCAAGGAACAACUAUUUCGAACAUAGGGAUAGUUGCAAGAAGUUUCAGGGUUCAAUACUGACAAAAGAAGACGUGGUUGCCUAUGCUAAUAAAUUAAAAUCUAUUAUAUUUAUGUCAAGCAUCGAUGGAGAGUUCAUCUCAUGGCUAGAGGGUCAAAGUGACGUGGCGGAGAGCUUCAAGUCUUGGUGCUCUGUGUUAAUGCGCAAUGGAUCCCUGAGUUCACUUCCAUGUUUAUUUCCUUUGAACUUCAGCAUCUGCAAGGUGCAGACAUCUCUUCCUAUUCAUUUAUAUGGAAAGAUAGCCAUCUUUGACCGGCAGUACGUACUAAUAUCAGAGCUAGAUGGAAGUUGGAAGCUCAAGGGCUCCAGUUCCUUCAUUAAUUUUCUUGCUGGUGAAUGGCUGCUCGAAUCCAAUCUCCACAAGGCAAAGUGUAAUACCAGCAACGUUACGCUACCACUCGUGAGGAACAUUUGGCAAUGUGGUGCAUCUAACAUAACGCUUGGGCUUUCGUCUUGCAGCACGCACUCUUUCAGCUGCAGUUCUGGACAAUGCUUACCGAAAAGUUCUCGUUGCGACGGCGUUGCUGAGUGUGAGGACGAAAGUGACGAAGAAAAUUGCGACCUCAUCCUCAAGGACGCCGGCUACGACACACUAAUCCAGCCUCCAUCACUCGCUGGCGAAGAAAAAUUGCGCAUGAAAUACGAAUUCGAUGUUUGGUCCAUUGCACCCAUGCAGACCACAAACUUCUACGCAGAAGUGACCCUCAUGUUUAUUGUAUACUGGAGAGAUCCUCGCCUGACCGUAUGGAACCCGGUCACGUACAAUGACUUCGACACGUACAAUGACUUGGACUGUGAUGAAAUUUGGUCCCCGAUGUAUCUCGCGGCAGAUGGCUACAAAGGAGACUGGGUGUCUCUUCCAGCGCAGUUCACCGACGGCUGCAAGAUGGAACUACUAUAUGAUCAUCCACUCAAUGAAUCUACAGAUGAUCCUUACAUGGGUCGCUUCAUAGGUGGGUCAUCACUAGAGUUGGUCUACACGCUCAGUGGAAUCUUCACAGUUCCGUGCCGCUUUGAUCUUCGAAAAUAUCCGUUCGGAGACCAGAAAUGUGAACUCAAUAUUUGGGUGGACGCAACUGAAUUUGACGAAAUAAUUUACGAACGUUUUCAUGACGAGCUAGAAGACGAUGUCCACUUCUAUGGUCGUCGUGACGUGAGGGAAUUCUGGGUGUCUCGCACAUGGCGAAGAGAGGUCAACUACAACCAGUCGGUAUCGCUCAUGAUCGAACUAAAGAGCCUGUAUGGGUACCACGUUCUCAACAGUUACCUAACCAGCUUCCUCAUUUUGCUCAUUUCUUUCUCGACCGCUGCGUUCAGAGUCGAAGAUUUCAACGAGCGUGUGAUGGUAUCCCUGACGUCCCUGCUAGUUUUGACGGCUCUCUUUACUCAAGCCAACUCCUCUUCGGUGCAAACUUCGUAUCUCAAGCUUCUAGAUGUGUGGUAUGCUGCGCUCAUUGCCUUCAGCUUCCUUAUUGUUCUUGCAAACACCUUCUUGAAUUCUUACCAUCACAAACUGGAUGCCGAGAAGAAACUCAAUGAGAAAUGUUACGAUGAAAAAACUAUUAUAAAAAAGGUUAAAGUUUUGAACUACAUACUUUUCGGUUCACUUAGCACCGUAUUUUGCAGUUUCAUGUUCUUUUAUAUCCUCUCAGUUGCCAAUGUAAUUUAAGAUUACACACGCUGUGGUUCUUAGACAUGGCCUGGUGAAAUCUUUUAUAUAUGUACUUGAGGGUAAGUGUUGUUGGACGUACUUAAAGUCUUGACACAAUGGGCGGCCCAGUGGUUAGAGUUAAGAGUUUCAAGAUGAACUGGGGCAGUGCGAUUUGGGUUCGAUUCCAGCUACCAGCGACAGUUCUGGUCGAAAUAUCGGGGAGCAACAAAAUUAACCACAGCCAAAUUGAAGCAGGUAGUCGCAUUUUCGGAAGUCGCAUUUAAUUUUGUUUGUAAUCAAAACUGAUACCGAUUUUACGAGUACUGUUACUAUUACCAUGUGAAACUUAUUUGGCCCGCUGAUCGGCUGGAUGGUUCCUACAUCAUAUCCUUACUCUAAAUAGAUUUACCAUUAUUGAGUUAUCUCGUACAUGAGAUACCUGUAUAACUCUGCUAAUGCUAUUCCAGCAAUUUAUUUCAAUCUAAGCACGUCAAAUAGAAUAUGUAGCAUGUGUAAUGAAAUAAUAUCCUAAACAUAAAUAAUGCACAUUGCUGUUCACGAAGUGUUAUUGACUUUUGCAACCUUUCGGCGUGAAUGUAUUGUCAUAUUAAUUUCAAAGUGAUAGCGAUACCAAAGGAUUUCUCG
This is a messenger RNA of Hyalella azteca, 3444 nucleotides long. RefSeq lists its product as uncharacterized. Gene Ontology annotation, molecular function: neurotransmitter receptor activity; protein binding; extracellular ligand-gated monoatomic ion channel activity. Gene Ontology annotation, biological process: signal transduction; regulation of membrane potential; nervous system process. The transcript is spliced from 5 exons. NCBI's taxonomy places the organism in Eukaryota, Metazoa, Arthropoda, Malacostraca, Amphipoda, Hyalellidae. The record is from RefSeq and is a predicted model, not a curated record. Gene Ontology annotation, cellular component: membrane; neuron projection; synapse. The coding region runs from base 217 to 2817 and encodes 866 amino acids.